AUUAGAUUCUUACUAGUCUUAACAAAAGGUUGUAUUUAAAGUUAACACUACAUGCGUCGCGUUUAUACACUUCUACUCGGUUCCUACAAGACCUAGCGUGAUGAUACAUAUAUCAAAAUCUUCCUCUUUAAACAAGCUAUCAUAUACAAAAAGAAUUUUCAAAAUCAAACCAUUCGUUUUGGAGAUAAUCGCGUCUAAAUAAACAAAACAAAAAAUGAUUCUCAAAAUAAUUUUCUUUUUAUUUCUUCUUUGUAAAUGUGGUUUGGCUGAUGAUAACAUGGAGUUUAUGGAUAGUCCUGAAGGUCUGCCAGGGUCGAAGUGCAUCAGGGAUGGCGUGGAAGGUGUCUGCACCAGCAUCUACACCUGCCUCACUGCCGUCCAGGAUGUCAAGGAUAAGAAGUAUCCUCCAUUAUGCAGAUACCAAGGGGAAACACCAAUUAUUUGCUGCACAGACUGUGAACUUGUCAACGAUACGAGAAACAUGUAUAUUAGUCAGACCAGUGGCAAAUGGUAUUUUCGAACCGGACAGAAAGCCAGAGACAAAUGCCUGGAUUACAUGCAGGAGUUGGAACCUUGUGGUGACCACUUCACCGCCACGAUAGCCAAGGACUUGGAUCCCGAGAGGAACUGCUAUGUACCACGCCCAACUGCUGUAGGAGUGGUUGGUGGAAACGACGCGGAACGAAACGAAUUUCCUCACAUGGCUUUACUAGGCUACGGGUUCGACGAAGAUUCAGCUCAGUGGAUCUGCGCUGGGUCUCUGAUCAGCGAAAACUUCAUCCUGACCGCUGGCCACUGUAUCUCCAGCCCUUCUCUAGGUCAGGUGAAGUAUGUAGCUUUAGGAAUCCUGAAGCGGACUGAUCCUUCAGAUCUUUGGCAGAAGUACCAUGUAAAGAGGAUCAUCGCGCACCCUGGAUAUAAGCCCCCAUCUAAAUACAAUGAUAUUGCGUUACUCGAGAGUCAAACCCGGGUUACCUUCUCCGAGGGAGUGAGACCAGCCUGCUUACACUUCGAGGAGGUGGCAAACGACAACAAGGCUGUAGCCACCGGCUGGGGAGCCCUGGGGCGCCGGAGAGAAUUAGCUGACACACUGCAAUCCGUAUACCUUGAGGAGUUUCCAGAAGAAGAGUGUACUAAGCUGUACCCUCAACACAGGCUGCUGAGACGAGGAUUCGACUACAGCACACAGAUGUGUUAUGGACAUCAUGGUGAAGUCAGGGAUACUUGCGAGGGUGACAGCGGUGGUCCUCUUCAGAACAGGUACCACAUAUCAUCCUGCCAGUAUACGGUGAUCGGCAUCACAUCCACUGGAAGACAGUGUGGGAUCCUCGGCAGUACUGGGUUGUAUACCAGGGUGUAUACGUAUUUGCACUGGAUCGAGUCUGUUGUUUGGCCUUAGAUUAAUUAAACAGUUUUGAUAUUUU
Molecule: messenger RNA, 1424 nt
Organism: Spodoptera frugiperda (fall armyworm)
Lineage: Eukaryota; Metazoa; Arthropoda; Insecta; Lepidoptera; Noctuidae
Product: serine protease snake-like
Exons: 10
Coding region: 215-1399 (394 amino acids)
Biological process (GO): proteolysis
Molecular function (GO): serine-type endopeptidase activity
Source: RefSeq, a predicted model, not a curated record